AUGCAAGCGACUACAAAAGUCUUGUUUGAUACGAAAUGCUUAAACUAUUGCAGGAGACUUAUAUGCAGAAAUGUACUUCCUGCAAUGAGCCCUCAAGUCAUCCAAGUUCAGCACCAGUCUUGCAAAUACAGCACAGCAGCUGCUGAUAUCCUCCCACCUCCAGAAUCAGACAUUUCCAAAAAGCUGUAUCCUCCUAAAAUUCAGAAACUUGUGGAAGACAUUAGCCAUUUAACAUUGCUAGAAGUGGCUGAUCUGAAUGAGCUGCUCAAGAAAACAUUGAAUAUCCGUGAUGCUCCCAUAAUGGCAAUGGCUGCUGCAGCAGCAGCUCCAAAGGUAGAGGAGGAAGUGGAGGUGGCCCCACAAAGAGAAAAGGUGAAUUUCACUGUCAAGUUGGUGAACUUUCAAGCUGAUAAAAAGGUGCAGCUAAUAAAAGAAGUGAAAAAUCUGUUGGAAGGAGUGAAUCUGGUUCAGGCAAAGAAAUUUGUUGAAUCUUUACCUCAGGUGGUCAAGGCAGAUAUUACAAAAGAAGAAGCUGAGAAGUUGAAAGAAUCACUAGUCGCAGUUGGUGCUGAAGUGGUUGUAGAAUAG
Candidula unifasciata is the source of this 588-nucleotide messenger RNA. The record is from the annotation of a GenBank genome assembly. NCBI's taxonomy places the organism in Eukaryota, Metazoa, Mollusca, Gastropoda, Stylommatophora, Geomitridae.